AUGCGACCGCAUCUCCUCCUCCUCCUCGCCCGCCGCCUGCCUCCGCCGCCGGCCGCGUGCCGGCUCCUCCACCAGCCCCGCCGCCGCUGCGCGCAGCAGCAGCAGCAGCACGGCAGCGGCAGCAACGUGACCACCGUGGCGCUCGCCGCCGCCGCGUCGCUGCUCGCGUUGCUCCUGCUCUACCUCUGCGCCGCCAUCGCGCUGCGCGCCGCCACCGCGGGCUUCGACGCGGCGCGCAAGCUCGGCGACGGCGGCUUCGGGACUGUGUUCCUCGCGUACCUCCCGCCCUCCGGCCGCCCCGCCGCCGUCAAGCGCCUCCAUGUCCCGCCGUCCCCGUCCCCGUCGUUCCCCUCCGCCUCCGCCACCAUCACCAAGUCCUUCUGCAACGAGGUGCUCAUCCUCUCCGCGCUCCGCCACCCGCACCUCGUCCGCCUCCACGGCUUCUGCGCCGACCCGCGCGCGCUCCUCCUCGUCUACGACUUCGUCCCCAACGGCACGCUCUGGCACCACCUCCACCGCCGUGUCGGCGGCCCUGGCGCCGCGCCGCCGCCCCCGCCGCUCCCCUGGCGGACCCGCCUCGCGAUGGCCGCCCAGAUCGCGUCGGCGCUCGAGUACCUCCACUUCGGCGUGAAGCCCGCCGUCGUGCACCGCGACGUCACCUCCUCCAACAUCUUCGUGGAGGCCGACAUGCGGGCACGCCUCGGCGACUUCGGCCUCUCCCGCCUCCUCGCGCCGCCGGACGCCUGCGCCACGGGGGGCGCCCGCGAGCUCGUGUGCUGCACCGCGCCGCAGGGGACGCCGGGCUACCUGGACCCGGACUACCACCGCUCGUUCCAGCUCACGGAGAAGAGCGACGUGUACAGCUUGGGCGUCGUGGUGCUGGAGCUCGUCACGGGGCUGAGGCCCGUGGACGUGGGCAGGGAGCGGCAGGACGUGACGCUGGCGGACUGGGUGGUGGCCAAGAUCCAGGUCGGCGAGCUCAGGGAGGUCGUCGACCCGCCGGUGCUGGGCGAGGGCCCCGCCGUGAUGGCGAGCGUCGAGGCCGUGGCGGAGCUGGCGUUCCGGUGCGUGGCGCCGGACAAGGACGACCGGCCUGACGCCCGGGAGGUGCUGGCCGAGCUCAAGAGGAUCCAAACCAUGCUCCCCGAGCUUCCCAGCCGCAAGGUUUCUUGA
Messenger RNA from Miscanthus lutarioriparius, 1173 nucleotides. The record is from the annotation of a GenBank genome assembly. NCBI's taxonomy places the organism in Eukaryota, Viridiplantae, Streptophyta, Magnoliopsida, Poales, Poaceae.